This is a messenger RNA of Trematosphaeria pertusa, 2319 nucleotides long. RefSeq lists its product as uncharacterized. Gene Ontology annotation, molecular function: serine-type carboxypeptidase activity. Gene Ontology annotation, cellular component: fungal-type vacuole. The record is from RefSeq and is a predicted model, not a curated record. The transcript has 2 exons. Lineage: Eukaryota; Fungi; Ascomycota; Dothideomycetes; Pleosporales; Trematosphaeriaceae. Gene Ontology annotation, biological process: proteolysis. Bases 370 to 2001 code for a protein of 543 amino acids.
CGCAUACCCGUACCUUAUGGAAACCUGCAAACAAAAAAAUCCGAUUCUAGGCACCGGCUGCAGCAUGAAACGCGCAGCCCCCGUGACGCCCGCGCUAGCGCAGCUCCAGCCCAGCCACCUGAUACGCUCCCGCAUGCGUCAUCCGUUGCCUCCCGAACCGAAGCUCCAUCGCUCCAUCGCUCCUUCCCUCUUAUCCGUCGUCCCAUCUCACCCACCAUCUCUGCUCGUCUCGCCUCGUCUCGUCUCCCCUCUCGUACUCCAUUUUCUUCUGCACCGGCUCGUCUUUGGUUGCGUGGCCGCCUGCGACCGCUUCAGCUUAUCACCAGCGCCUGAGCUCGGGAAGCUCUACCAGCACUCGUUGACGCCGCCAUGAAGGUCGCAACCUCCGCGCUCCUCGCCGGAGCGGCAUCGGCCGCCGUUGCGCCGCAGCAGCAGAUCCUCAAGCUGCCAGAACAGCUCAAGGAGCUCAACGCCGAGUCGUGGACGAAGCCGCUCCACCACCUGGAGGAGUCGCUGAAGUCGCUUACCGGCGAGGCCCGCCGUGUCUGGGAUGAGGUGGCACUCAUGUUCCCAGAGUCAUUCGACAAAGCAUCCUUCUUUUCCACGCCAAAGCCGCACACGCGCAAGGCCGACCGCGAGUGGGAUCACAUCGUCAAGGGCGCCGACGUCCAGAGCGUCUGGGUGGAGAACGCGCAGGGCGACAAGGAGCGCGAGAUCGACGGCAAGCUCGAGAACUACAACCUGCGAGUGAAGAAGGUAGACCCGAGCUCGCUGGGCGUCGACAAGGUCAAGCAGUACAGCGGCUAUCUCGAUGAUGACGACGAGGACAAGCAUCUGUUCUACUGGUUCUUUGAGUCCCGCAAUGAUCCGGAGAACGACCCGGUAGUGCUCUGGCUCAAUGGCGGUCCCGGCUGCUCAUCCUUGAUGGGCCUGUUCAUGGAGCUCGGCCCGUCGUCCGUCAUGAAGGAUGGCAAGCUCAAGUACAACGACUUCGCGUGGAACGCGAAUGCCUCCGUCAUCUUCCUCGACCAGCCCGUCAAUGUCGGAUACUCGUACAGCAGCGGCUCCGUCAGCAACACGGUCGCAGCGGGCAAGGACAUCUACGCGCUGCUGACCCUCUUCUUCAAGCAGUUCCCCGAAUACGCCAAGCAGAGCUUCCACAUCUCCGGCGAGUCAUACGCUGGUCACUACAUUCCCGUCUUCGCUUCUGAGAUCCUGUCGCACAAGAAGCGCAACAUCAACCUCCAGUCCGUCCUCAUCGGCAACGGCCUCACUGAUGGCCUCACCCAGUACGAAUACUACCGCCCCAUGGCGUGCGGUGAGGGAGGCUGGCCCGCUGUUUUGGAUGAAGGCACUUGCAAGUCCAUGGACAACGCCUACCCACGCUGCGCCAACCUCAUUGAGAAUUGCUACAACUCCGAGUCCGUCUGGAGCUGUGUGCCUGCAUCCAUCUACUGCAAUAAUGCCAUGAUCGGCCCCUACCAGCGCACCGGCCAGAACGUCUACGAUGUCCGUCGCCCCUGCGGCAACAAUGACCUGUGCUACGACGAAAUUGAUUGGAUCAGCUCGUAUCUGAACAAGAAGGAGGUAAUGAAGGCUGUCGGCGCUGAGGUUAACUCCUACGACAGCUGCAACUUCGAUAUCAACCGCAACUUCCUCCUCCAGGGCGACUGGAUGAAGCCCUACCACCGCGUCGUUCCUGGUCUCCUCGAGCAGAUCCCAGUCCUUGUCUACGCUGGCGACGCCGACUACAUCUGCAAUUGGCUCGGCAACAAGGCUUGGACUGAGGCCCUUGAAUGGCCUGGCCAGAAGGACUACGCCAAGGCCAAGAUGGAGGACUUCCUCCUCGGGGGCGAUGGCAAGAAAAUCGGCGAGGUCAAGUCUAGCGGCAACUUCACCUUCAUGAGGCUCCACGCUGGCGGCCACAUGGUACCGUAUGACCAGCCUGCGGCAUCUGCCGAUAUGGUGAACAGGUGGUUGGCGGGAGAGUUCUGGGCUUAACUAUCUGCCUGUGGUUGGUAUGGGGAUGUUGAUACUCUGAAAUUGUGAUAUUUUGAAGGCAUCAGAUGCAUGGUUUGGAUAAAGGGGGGAGGAUCGGCCGGGAACUGUACUAUACUAAAUCAUCGGUCUCAUUCAUGAAGGUUAUAUACAACGCACACUCGUCCAUAUCUAGGUACUCAUCUUCGAGUUACUGUUUCUUGGAAGCACCUUACCAUUGAAGUUCACGGGCGCUGCACUAGGCAUUGUUGGAGGAAGGCGCCGUGGCCUACAAUGGGAGCUAAACCUGCAGACCUAUCCUUUCGGAGCUAGCGGACGAGU